Molecule: messenger RNA, 339 nt
Organism: Verticillium alfalfae VaMs.102
Lineage: Eukaryota; Fungi; Ascomycota; Sordariomycetes; Glomerellales; Plectosphaerellaceae
Exons: 2
Coding region: 1-339 (112 amino acids)
Source: RefSeq, a predicted model, not a curated record
AUGAUCGACGACCUUGAUAACGUCGCUUGUGGCACUGAUGGGCCAUCUUCUUGUCUUUAUUGUCUGAAAACCAUUGGCACAAAGAAAAAACUAGCACGACAUCUCCGUGAACUCCAUGGAGAGGGUGGGUUUGCUCGGAGUCGGUACAUCUGUUCAGAGCCUGGAUGCUCUCGCAGCCAGCAAGACAACGGGUUUCCACGGCUUGAACAAGCCCAACAACAUUUCCGGAACAACCAUUCGUCUAAAUCGCUCCCGAAACGCGAAACUGACGCAGGGCGGUACAAGAGCGGUGGAACUCGACCGGAAGCAGGGAGGAUUGCAAGCCAGGACCAGUGCUAA